AUGAUAGAUUCUCAUGGGAGCCAAUGCCCGAGCUGCGUAGCCGGCGGAGGCUUUGGUGCUGGAUUCGGUGCUGGCUUCGGCGGAGGCUUCGGUGCCGGUACCGGUGGAGCGCACGCUUCAAGUGAGGAUGGUGACGGAGACAAAAAGGGAAAAGGAGAAGAAGGUGGUGAAAGUGGAGGAGGUGCUGGCAAAGGAGGAGGAGGUGCUGGCAAAGGAGGUGGAGGUGCUGGCAAAGGAGGUGGUGCAGGCCUCGGCCUAGGUGGUUCUGGCAAAGGAGGUGGUGCCGGUGGUGCUGGUGCUGGAGGCGCUGGGGGGGCGGGCUUGGGCGGUGCAGGUGGCGGUGGUGCGGGCUCUGGAGGAGCCGGAUCCCAAGGCAUUGGUUCUAAUGGAGGUGCUGGGGGUGCUGGAGGUGGUGGCCAAGGUGGUCAAGGUGGUGGCCAAGGUGGUCAAGGUGGUGGCCAAGGUGGUGGAGGUGGUGGUCAAGGUGGACAAGGAGCCCAAGGUGGUCAGGGAGGUCAAAGUGGCCAGGGUGGUCAGCAACAAGGUGCUGGAGGUGGUGGCCAAGGUGGUCAGGGAGGUCAAGGUGGCCAGGGUGGUCAACAAGGUGGCUCUGGUCUCGGCGGCGGAUCUGAUAUCCUAGGGGGCCUGCUAGGCGGUGCUAACCAAGGAGGCGGCUCUGGUACUGGAGGGAGCUUUGGAGGCAACGGCCAAGAGGGGCAGAAAGGUGGACAAAGUGGUGGAGGAAAAGGUGGUCAAAGUGGUGAAGGAGGUGGUGGUGGCCGAGGAGGGGGUGGAGGUGGAGGUGCAGGCCAAGGUGGAGGAGGUGGAGAUGGUUAUGGUGGAAGAGGAGGCGGCGGUGGCAGUGGAAGUGGAGGAGGUGGUGGUGGUGGAAAAGGAGGAGGAGGUAGAGGGGGUGGUGGUGGUGAAGGACAUGGAGGCGGCGGCGGCAGCGGCGGCGGUGGUGGUGCAGGAGGUGGUUUUGGAGCUGGCUUCGGGGCUGGAGGUGGUGCAGGGUUUGGUGCAGGCAGGGGAAGAUAG
Messenger RNA from Penicillium argentinense, 1038 nucleotides. RefSeq lists its product as uncharacterized. NCBI's taxonomy places the organism in Eukaryota, Fungi, Ascomycota, Eurotiomycetes, Eurotiales, Aspergillaceae. The coding region runs from base 1 to 1038 and encodes 345 amino acids. The transcript has a single exon. The record is from RefSeq and is a predicted model, not a curated record.